Rhinolophus ferrumequinum (greater horseshoe bat) is the source of this 2263-nucleotide messenger RNA. It is a transcript of the gene ASNSD1, whose product is annotated as asparagine synthetase domain containing 1. The transcript has 5 exons. Gene Ontology annotation, molecular function: asparagine synthase (glutamine-hydrolyzing) activity. Lineage: Eukaryota; Metazoa; Chordata; Mammalia; Chiroptera; Rhinolophidae. The record is from RefSeq and is a predicted model, not a curated record. Bases 223 to 2166 code for a protein of 647 amino acids.
AUUAAAGAACAAAAAAUUGUUGUGGAUGAACUUUCUAACCUGAAGAAACACAGGAAAGUAUAUAGGCAACAACAGAACAGCAACAUAUUCUUUCUUGCAGACCGAACAGAAAUGCUUUCUGAAAGCAAAAAUAUAUUGGAUGAGCUGAAAAAAGAAUACCAAGAAAUAGAAAACUCAGAGAAGAACAAAACCAAGAAAUAGUCAACUUGACUUCACAUAACAAUGUGUGGCAUUUGUUGUUCUGUAAGCUUUUCCGUUGAACAUUUUAGCGAAGAUUUGAAGGAGGAUUUACUCUAUAAUCUUAAACGACGGGGACCACAUAGUAGCAAACAAUUGUUAAGGGCUAAUGAAUACUACCAGUGUUUAUUUUCUGGUCAUGUGCUUCACUUAAGAGGUGUUUUGACUGCUCAGCCUCUGGAAGAUGAGAGAGGCAAUGUGUUUCUGUGGAAUGGAGAAGUCUUUAGUGGAAUAAAGGUUGAAGCCAAAGAGAAUGAUACUCAAAUAAUGUUUAAUUAUCUUUCCUCUUGUCAAAAUGACUCUGAUAUUUUGUCACUCUUCUCAGAAGUCCAAGGUCCUUGGUCUUUUAUAUAUUAUCAAGCAUCUAAUCAUCAUUUGUGGUUUGGUAGGGAUUUUUUUGGUCGCCGUAGCUUGCUUUGGCAUUUUAGUAAUUUGGGCAAGAGUUUCUGCCUCUCUUCAGUUGGUGCCCAAAUGUCUGAAGUGGCCGAUCAAUGGCAAGAAGUUCCAGCAUCUGGAAUUUUUAGAAUCGAUCUCAAAUCUACUUCCAUUUCUAAAUCUGUAGUUUUAAAAUUGUAUCCUUGGAAAUGUAUUUCUAAGGAGAAUGUUAUCAAAAAAUGUGUUGAUAGCCUGACCCAGAUUUCAGCAAACUUGCCAACAUUUGUAUCAGUAGUAGCAAAUGAAGCCAAACUAUAUCUCAAAGAACCUGUUGUUCCUUUAAAUACGAUGUUGCCGCAAGCUUCAUUUGCUACUCAUUGCAGUAACAUUUCCAGCAUGCCUCCUACAAGACAGACACUUCAGGGUUUUCUUGCUGAUGGAAACAUGAAGGAAAGAGUUCAGCAGUUCAUUGAUGUCCUGAGUAUUGCGGUCAAGAGACGAGUCUUAUGUUUACUGAGGGAUGAAAACCUGACCCCAAGUGAAGAUUUGAAAACUUGUGAUAGGAAAGCAAAUGUUGCAAUCCUGUUUUCUGGGGGUAUUGAUUCCAUGGUUAUUGCAACUCUUGCUGACCGUCAUAUUCCUUUAGAUGAACCAAUCGAUCUUCUUAAUGUGGCUUUCAUGACUAAAGAAAAGACCAUCCCAACUGGUUUUAACAAAAAAAGGAGUAAACAGAAAACUUGUGAAAUUUUAGAGGAUUCUUCUGAAGAAUCCUCUAAAAACGCUGCUGCUGCUGCCGCUGCUGCUGCUGCUCCUGAUAAACAAUUCAGUGUGCCAGACCGAAUCACAGGAAGAGCUGGACUAAAGGAACUGCAAGCUGCUAACCCUUUCCGGAUUUGGAAUUUUGUUGAAAUUAAUGUUUCUCUUGAAGAACUGCAAAAAUUAAGAAGGACUCAAAUAUGUCACUUAGUUCAGCCCUUGGAGACAGUGUUGGAUGAUAGCAUUGGCUGUGCAGUCUGGUUUGCUUCUAGAGGAAUUGGUCGGUUAGUGACCCAGGAUGAAGUGAAGUCGUACCAGAGCAAUGCAAAGGUAGUUCUUACUGGAAUUGGUGCAGAUGAGCAACUUGCAGGUUACUCUCGUCAUCGUGUCUGCUUUCAGAAACAUGGGCUGGACGGAUUGAAUAAGGAAAUUGAGAUGGAACUGGGUCGAAUUUCUUCUAGAAAUCUUGGUCGUGAUGACAGAGUUGUUGGUGAUCAUGGAAAAGAAGCAAGAUUUCCUUUCCUGGAUGAAAAUGUUGUCUCCUUUCUAAAUUCCCUACCAAUUUGGGAAAAGGCAAACUUGACUUUACCCCGUGGAAUUGGUGAAAAACUAAUUUUGCGUCUUGCAGCAAUGGAACUUGGUCUUACAACCUCUGCUCUUCUGCCAAAACGGGCCAUGCAGUUUGGAUCCAGAAUUGCAAAAAUGGAAAAGAAUAAUGAAAAGGCAUCUGAUAAAUGUGCAAGGCUCCAAGUCAUUUCCUUAGAAAACCUCUCUGUUGAAAAGGAGAUUACAAUGUAAUAUUUCACAACGUAAUAUCAUUUACUGAAUAAUGAUCAUAUAAAAAUAAAAUACUCUGCUGCUUUAUUGUUGUACAAUGUAGUGGUUUCAAGGUUCA